AGUAUAAAAGCUUUGUUGAGAGGAAUUCAGUCACAGUUGACUAAUUCUUUAUUCAGUUAUGGGUUCUUUAUUGUACUUAGCAAUUAUUGCAAUACAGUUCACAAUUAGCUUGGCAUCAUGGAGUAUCCCAAUGAAAUGUUUUUUCCGUGACAGUAAGUCCUUGAACUCAUUUAAUAAUAUUACAAUCAAUUCCUUAAACGUCAAUCACGAUGGCUGGAUACUUCAAGCAAACGAUAUCAAGUUUUUAGGGAUGGACAACGCCAUAUUAGAUGAUUUUGGAAUCAAUUUUGACACUAAAGUUGCGCAAAUUACAUUCCAUACGGAUAUGGUCGUUACAUAUAAUUAUAAAUCGGACGGAACACUUUUUUCAAAGCCUAUUAUGGGAGAAGGAUUCACUGAAGUACCAAUAAAAAAUGUUCAAAUGAAUAUGAAUAUGACUUUUGAAGUUAUCGAAAAGGAUGGUAAAAAAUAUAUCAAUCCAAAGGAUUUCGAAGUUUCGUACAAUAUAAAAGACAAGGCCGAAUUCACGUUCUCAAAUCUUUAUUAUGGAGACAAAGAACAAAGUGACACAAUGCAUUCUCUCAUGAAUGAAAAUUGGAGAUAUAUCACAACUGAAUAUGGAAAGUUCUUUUUUGCUGAAUUUGGCGCAAAUCUUUUUAUAGUGUUUAAAAACUAUGCUCUCGAUUUCUCUUUGUGCUAAAGAAAGCAAUUCCGUUCAAUUUUAUUUUCUCUGUGUGGUGUAUUUAAUAUUGAAAUAUUACUAAAAAAUCAAAAUCAACAAAUGCUUUAAAUUAUUGUGUAUUCCAUAUUUUUUUUAUAAAUAAAUAUACUAUACAUAUGUAGCAUUUUGGAUAAAAGGCUUUUAUUAGC
This is a messenger RNA of Melitaea cinxia (Glanville fritillary), 870 nucleotides long. RefSeq lists its product as uncharacterized. The record is from RefSeq and is a predicted model, not a curated record. NCBI's taxonomy places the organism in Eukaryota, Metazoa, Arthropoda, Insecta, Lepidoptera, Nymphalidae. The transcript has 5 exons. The coding region runs from base 59 to 700 and encodes 213 amino acids.